GAGCCAUUCCUAACACCACUCUCACCGCACUAGCGUCACUUGACCGUUGUUGCAUUCGCGACGUGUCAAGCUGCACGCGGCAGCCUCUGUACGCUCUCGGACAAUUCGCACUUUCACCUCUGGUCUACGGAAAAGGCUGAGCCUAGACCACAACAUAUCUGCUUGCACCGUCCUUUUUUCAUUCCCGCGCACAGUCUCGCGUACUCACCUACAUACCUACAAGCGGCCUGGUAAUCACCAUCAACAUCCUCAACAUCCUCACCAACCAUUCGCGAAAGUCAGCUUGGCGAAGAGUACAUGUUCCAGCGUUGUACGUCUUCCAUACAAGCUCAAUGACAUAAGCCCAUUAUUGUAAUCGUUCGAUGCGAGCCUACUCGCCCACGUCUGAGCGCACUCGUGACAGUGCCCGAGGUCCAGCUCUUGGGAUCUUAAUUCAGGUCUCCUUGGGUACCCUGACGCGAUCUGUCACCACAGUGCGAAUGCAAUUAACGAUUGGUAUGGCGGGGUGCGGGAGGACGAUGCGUAUGGCACUGUGAAGGUGGUGCUGCCAGCGACUAGUCAGGUCUCUCUGCUCACCACGACAAUUCGGCGAGGUCUCAGAAGGGCGUGAGAUCUUUCACUGGCUCGGGUGCAGUCCUUGCGCCAGUCGAAGCAAGUCAAGAACUCCGAGUGGCGAAGCGCACUCGACUCACGACUUGCUCGAUGUGUGGGCUCAGAGUAUCUGUACACAGUGAGUGGCGCGCGCGCGUCACUCAUCACGGCUGCUGCAUCAUUCGUCCCAAUCCCGCCACCGAGUCACUCACAACAGAAUGCUGGGCGGCAAGUGCUGCACUUGCGCCUGUCAACGACGCAAAAGUCUAUCACAUUUCGCGUCAUGGCAGAUGUCACUUGCUACUCUGUCUUUAACUCGUGAUUUAGAGUCGGUGCUCCGGCGCGCCCAUUCGUGAUUGCUCUCUGGGGUCCAUCAGCUCAAUCGUUGUUGUUGAAGAUCAAGGCAAGGUGGAGCAGCAGGAGAGCAAUCGCGAUUGCUCAUGAGGAUUGCGGGUCACUGCAGUCAGUCAGAAUGAAUCUGAAUGGUCCCACGAUACGAGCCUUCUUUGCUUCCAGGAUCCACGCGCAACGAGCGCGGGGCGACUGUGUUGGGUGUGUAUCAUGGCACUCAAGUGAUAUAUCCAUUGACGCCCAAGGAUCACGACUUGCCAAGAUCACUGUCCACGUUUGUGUAGCGCCUUUUGCCACAGUGACGAUCUCAACGAAGCUACCAUUGCGACUUUUCCGCGCUUUUGCGUCGUUCAUGGAUUGUGGCGAGCAGCUGCUGUGUGCGUAAGGCCCCCAGCUCGAGCCAGAGUGGGUUGAUGGCAAGUGGCAAAGAUGAUGACAGAUCGAGUCGAUCCCAUGGGCUCCUCUGGUUGAGCUGUGACCCAACUUGCGACAGAUCAGCGAUUCGGGAGAGGAUCAUGAGUUCACGCAUACAGAGGAAGAUAUGGAAGAAGGAGCCGAUCAUGAUUAUGACCCGGAGGCCAGAGUGUCGUCUCAUCGUGUUCGUCA
Molecule: messenger RNA, 1548 nt
Organism: Ceraceosorus bombacis
Lineage: Eukaryota; Fungi; Basidiomycota; Exobasidiomycetes; Ceraceosorales; Ceraceosoraceae
Source: the annotation of a GenBank genome assembly